Molecule: messenger RNA, 1101 nt
Organism: Psylliodes chrysocephalus
Lineage: Eukaryota; Metazoa; Arthropoda; Insecta; Coleoptera; Chrysomelidae
Source: the annotation of a GenBank genome assembly
UUAUAGUAUCUUUUAUUGUUGGAAAAAAUGAGUGCUAUGGCUACUACAGUUGCUGGUUUAGUUUUAGUGUCCACGGUAGCUGCAGUAAUGCUGAUUAUGUCAUUGGUGGACGGACAAUUAACCACAAAUUCCACGGCAACUACAUUAAGCGGAAAUCAAAAUAACGCACAGUUGAUCGAUCCAAAUGGACCCAGCGUUCAGUUCGUUUUAUUUACCAGACAUAAGUCCCCAAUUAAUCUUAAAAUUGGAAACGAGGAGCUUUUCAAACAAUCCGGAUUUAAUACUAGCAAUCCCACCAAAAUUAUCAUACAUGGCUUUACAAGCAGUAUCAAACAAGACGUUUUUACUAUAAUUAGAGAUGCAUACCUCUCAACCGAUGACUACAACGUCAUAGGUAUGGACUGGUCCGUACUGUGCGAAUUCGAAUACAUAUCGGCCAUGAACGGUGUGCGCGAAGCAGGUCAGUACCUGGCCGACUUCAUAAAAUGGUUGAAAAAUAUGGGGGUGUCAUUGGACGACAUCCACCUAGUGGGCCACAGCAUGGGCGCACACGUGGCUGGUGUUGGGGCAGGGAGGGUCAAAAACGGAAAAGUCGGUAGAAUAACAGGAUUGGAUCCGGCUAGACCUGGCUACAGAGAUAACAGAUUAGAUAAUAAAUUGGAUCCGAACGAUGCAAUACUCGUCGAAGGACUGCACACGUUCAUACAGGUGCUAGGACUUGCAGAAACUGUCGGACACGUCGAUUUCUAUCCAAACGGUGGUGUUGUCCAACCUGGAUGUCCAGAUUUACAAGAUUUAUGGAAAAUCGGUGAAACGCUGGUAUGCAACCAUGGUAGAGCCUACCGUUUAUUCGCAGAAUCUAUAAGAGAUAAAAAUGCUUUUAAGAGUAUUAAAUGCAAGUCUAUACACGAGGCUGCUCUUUCUAAAUGCACUGAAGAUUCUGACGUAUAUAUGGGUCAACCGGAAACGUAUAGUGAUAAUGGAAUUUAUUACUUCAAAACCAGAAGUAAACCACCGUAUAGAUUAUAAAAUAUUCUGGAAAUAAAUGUAACAAAUUUUGUAAAUUAAAAUAUACUUUUUGUGCUAAAAACUAAGAAGGUA